Molecule: messenger RNA, 3678 nt
Organism: Lecanosticta acicola
Lineage: Eukaryota; Fungi; Ascomycota; Dothideomycetes; Mycosphaerellales; Mycosphaerellaceae
Source: the annotation of a GenBank genome assembly
AUGAGGGCGCUUUCGCGCGGCGGCAUCCACCCGAUGCUGCUCACUCUCAUCCUUGGCCUCGCCUUCAUAUCGCUCCCGGCACACGCCGCCUUCAUCACCUUCGAGAAUUGCCUCUCCUCCCGCAUCACCGAUUCCCGCCCGAAGCAGUUGCAGUUCACGCCCUCAUUCGUCGAUGCGACCUUCCUCAACACCGUCGGCAGCACCUACGUGCUCAAUUUGACCAUCUUUGGCAACGUCUCCGGCUCUCAAUUCCAAGGCGCCUAUCCGCUGCCGUCAGAUCCGCAAUGGAAGAACGACAAUGAGUCAUUUGGCAAGAUCACGAAUGUCGGCACAGCAAACAAGUUGGCGACCUUGACAGCAGAGUACAACGUCCUGACAUACACGGCAUACAAGAACGAUGGUACCGAGUUCUGCAACACCCUGGUAAAUGGCACAGGAUAUGACUGCCCGCUGGGUCCGGCGUUCUAUGCCAACGCCAGCGAUCCGUCCGACAUCCCGCGCUUCACCAUUCAACACGACUUCGGCAGCUCCUACGCCUUCAGUACCAUCUCUACCACGGUCCACGUCAUCUCCGGCGAUACUGGCGCCCCCGAUGUCGCCUGCAUCAGCGCUCAGAUCUCACCAGAUCUGGGUCCCAACAUUGCUGGGCUGCUCACGUGGCUCCCGGCUGCCAUCUUGAUACUUAAGGGGAUCGCGACGCUGUCGGCUGCCAUCUGGUCGCCGUGGGGAACCUCGGACGUCUUCAAGUGGAGUAGUAACUACGGAAGAGACGAGGAUCUGCUGCGCUUGGUCACACCUGGCUUUGGAGAUUGUCUUCAAUACAUCCAGUUUGUAGUCUUGACGGGCAGCUUGACACUGCAGUAUCCCGGCUUCUUCCAGCCGGCAGUCAGUCAAGCAAGUUGGUCGACACUCCUCUUCAACGAGAGCUACGUUACCGGCGGCGACGGCAGGGUGAGCCUCAUUGAUGGAUUGUACGCCACCAACGCCACCUACGGCUUGACCAAGAUGAGCCAGUACAUUGGAAUGAGCGCCGCACAGGAUAUUUGGGCAUGCAUGGCCAUCUGGCUUGUUGUGAUUGCCGUGGCCGUCGUGGUGGCCAUCCAGAUUGGAUUCUUCUGCCGCUGGGCUUUUCGGGCCAUCAGGAACAUCCAAGAAGAGGACCUCCGCCAGAAGAAUGUGCCUUUCACGCUUGGGAACAUCAUCCGCUUGGUGUUCAACUACUUCAUCCUCCCGAUUGUCGCUCUCAGCCUUUUCCAGUUGGUGAUAUCGACGCACUCACCCGCUAGUGUCGUUGCGUGCGCCGUGGUAUUGCUGCUGAUCAUGAUUGUCUGGGCUGCGUUUAUCUUACGCGUAAUCUUCCGGACAAAACCGAGAGCAAUGCUCUUUGACGACCUGACGACUGUAUUGCUUUACGGACCCUUGUACAAUACCUACAGCGACAGCGCUGCCCCGUUUGCGCUCAUUCCCGUUUUCAUUACCUUUAUGAGAGGUGUUGCCAUCGGAGCUGUGCAACCUAGCGGCAUUGCGCAAAUCAUCAUCCUGGCCAUCUGCGAGGUCAUUCUCGUGCUCACGCUGAACGGAUUCCGGCCUUUCCAGGGACAGACCAGCAUGAACCUGUAUCACACGUUCUUUGCUUUGGCCCGUCUUGCCACAAUACUUCUCAUGAUCGCCUUCGUGCCCACACUGGGCGUCACUGAAGCACCGAGAGGCUGGAUUGGAUACAUCAUCUUGCUCAUUCACGCCUGCGUGCUCGUAUUUGGCUUCUUCCUCAACUCGGCUCAAACGAUCAUUGAAGUCAUCGCCCGUUCCCUCGGCGCUGGUCACGACGCUCAAAACGGCGCCAUUAGGGGUAGCGUCCUGAAUUGGCGUACGUUGAAGAAGCGACCCAACCGCACCGAAGCCGACCGUGCUAGUAUGAUGAGUUCGGCUGCGAUGCUGCGCGACACGGAAGGCAACGCUGGGUAUGGCACACGAUCCAGGAGUAUUUCUGCCAGUAGCCAGCAGCUGCUAAACCGAAUGAGUGGCUUCGAGAAUUUCUCCAGCGCAAACGAGAAUCUGACUUCACCCGACCCGGAUUCUUCCAACGGAUUCAACACGAUGACCAGCAGUGCCAACGGCAAGUCAGUAAUCGCGACCAAGGCUGAUGGUGAAAAUUACUACCGACCUCCGCGACCCAGGAAAGCGACAGUCGAUGCCAUGUCCAACCCUGGCAUCAAGACUCGGAGCGGCGCCGACUUCCCUUACCAAGACUCUCCCACUCCCGGACACGCGAGAGACGCCAGCUACGACAGCGGCGCAUUUGGAUCUCCCCAGCCUGCCUACUUCCGCGCGAGACACGAUUCCGCCGAAGACGCAAACCGGAACACCGAUUACGCAGUGCGCGAAGUCGAUCAGUACUAUAGAGGCCCCGCGCUGAACGAUCAACCAUCGAGGAAGCUCAAGACCGGCCCAGCGGAUCCCGAGGGUCCGGCGUCUACCGCGCAGACCUGGUUUCAGCGCAUGGUGUUUGGUGUCAAGGGCAAGAAGAAGGAUCAGAGUAAGGGUUUCGAAGUGGUACGGUCGUCACGGAUGCCGCCUGGGAUGCAAAGAGAAGCGCCUCAGGGUGAAGGUAUGGAGCUGCAGCAGAGUCCAGCAAUGCGUGAGCCAUAUCGGGAUUCGCCCCAGACGCCGGGCAAGGAGACUCAGGCUACUGCUGGCGCAGAACGCUCUUUUGGCAACUCCAGGGAGAGGUCUCUAAGCCCGACUGACGACAUUGCGUCCCAACCACCGACCCAGAACUUCGAUUUUGGCUUUGAGGACCCCAACAAUUAUCCCUCGAGCAGUGUCCGGCCUGACAGCGAGACUAUUGGUGCUAUAGAGCAUCCUGUCUUGCAGCCGAUCAGUACCGAGCACCGUGCUUCCAUGGGUCCGAGUGGUCUUCAGCGUGGUCUGAGCCAGGUCACCAUGCAGGACGACCACCGUGCGGACGACUCGGACGAUGAUGAAGAGCUCAGCACGGUCCGUCACUUCGACCAGCCUGUCCCGAUGCUCAAUCCAAUAGACUCGGUAGGCGGCAUCGAUUUGCCCUCUCGCUUCAAUUCUACCGCUGGCUCACAUGGCCCUUCGCGCAUGAAUUCGAACGUCGGCCCAAGUCGCAACCAGGGUGGUCUCGGUGCUCCAGACCCAUUGUCUCGGGGUGCUUCGCACAGAAGUGGAAAUGCUGAGGUGAUCGGCAAUUCGCAAGGUGGACAAGACUGGCUUCGAGCAGUCGAAAACCUUGAGUGGAACCACGAUCGCCAGCCUUCGACCCGCGGCAAUCCACAGCCAAGAGGAUCCAUAACCCACGAGGACUUCCGACCUCCGCCACCAUCUGUCCCGCGCCGUAACGCUCGCCGCACACAUUCUCAGGAGCAGGCCGCCUUACGCUCGCCAUACCAGCCCCCGAACAACGGCAAUCUCUUCGAGGGAUUCGAUAGUGACGGACCCACGCCAGACGGUCUUGAUGCACCGGCCGAGGAGCAGGCCGUCCCGGCACCUGCAGGACAAGGACACACCCACAACGUGUCUCACCAUCGUGCAGCAGACAGCAUCACCCGGAACAGCUUUGGGGCUAACGCGGCUUUGAAUGCGAGCAGCGCAGCGGUGGAGUAUCUCGGCGAGACGCCGCCGCAGCAGCACGGUGAGGGCUACCUGAAGUAA